Molecule: messenger RNA, 5175 nt
Organism: Zonotrichia leucophrys gambelii
Lineage: Eukaryota; Metazoa; Chordata; Aves; Passeriformes; Passerellidae
Gene: GCM2
Product: glial cells missing transcription factor 2
Exons: 5
Coding region: 1154-2572 (472 amino acids)
Biological process (GO): regulation of transcription by RNA polymerase II; gliogenesis
Cellular component (GO): nucleus
Molecular function (GO): RNA polymerase II cis-regulatory region sequence-specific DNA binding; DNA-binding transcription activator activity, RNA polymerase II-specific
Source: RefSeq, a predicted model, not a curated record
CAAAGCACAAGCAGCCCGGUUGGCAGCCGCCCUAAAAAGCCGCAGCUGUGCGGGACGGGCCCCUCGCACCCCGGUACCGCAGCACGGACAGAGCCCCGGCCGAGCCCCGAGGUGCAAAGGAGGAGCUCAGAGCUUCCCUAGGGGCUGCUCUCGACCAAGGAAUGCCGCAGCCGGCGUGUGCUGCUGCCGGGUGGGCUUUAUCGUGCUCAGCUGAGGGUUAGCAUCAGUAAAUUUUGGAUCAGAGAGGAUGGGAGCGAAUGAGAAAAAUAAUUGCCAACAGGUGGGAUCGUUUAAACGGUGAUUGCAGCGCUCGGCGUUCAACGGCUCGGUCUCUGGGCUGUUGUGGAUUGAUUUUUGGUGUGUGAAACAGAAAGAAAAAAAAACCUGUUUCCCUCCUUCCUUCCAAUAAUCUCCCCCCACUCUAAAAAAAUCCCAAACAAACAAAUAAACCACAAAAACAAUAAAAAGAAAAACAAGCUCACGAAACCAAGCCAACCAAACAAAAAGCUCCAAACUUCAGACCCCAUCGGCCGUUUCUUUCGAAAAUAAAAAGGUAACAAAAAACUGUAAAUGUUCAAUAAGUUAAAAUGCGCCUAUCAAUACAAUGGCACCAACACCAACUUUGCAUUUUAAACCAGGCGCUAUAGAGCACAGGGCGAAGGGGGAACCCGCCAAGUAACACCGAUUUCGUUUACGUCCAAAGAGCAGGUUAUUCAGCACCUUUGCCUCCCUCCGCAGGCUUUACAAGCUGCGGCCAGCUCCGAGCCACGCUCCAAACCCAAGAUCAGGAGCAUCCCGGCGGGGCAGAGACGGGCACCCCAUUACCCCUCCUCAUCACCCCGGCCACCGGCGGGAGCGGGAGGCAGAGCCGCGCGGAUGCCGGGUCAGACUUCCAAACCCAGCUCAAAUUUGCCGAGGUCGCGGCCCCCAGUGCUGCGGGGUGGAUUCGUGCACAACCCCUACAUCCAUCCCCCGUCACCCACCUCCAGGUGAGGGUAGCGAACCCCGCCUGUGGCGCGGAGGGGCAGCGCAACUCCUGCCGCACCCAAGACCGUGGCGGGGCUCGGUGAUGGUGCUGCCGUUCCGCCCACACCUCGGCGACGCCCCGACGGCAUAAAAAAGAGGGAGCCGCCACCCACGGCCGCUGUCUGCCAUGAAGCUCACCUGGGACAUCAACGACCCCAAACUGCCGCAGGAGCCCAAGCACUUCGACGCCUUCCAGGAGUGGCCCGAUGGCUACGUGCGGCUCAUCUACUCGAGAGAGGAGAAGAACGCGCAGCGGCACCUCAGCGGCUGGGCCAUGCGCAACACCAACAACCACAACUGCCAGAUCCUCAAGAAGUCCUGCCUGGGCGUGGUGCUGUGCGCCCGGAGCUGUGCCCUGCCCGGCGGGGCCAGGCUGCAGCUCCGCCCCGCCAUCUGCGACAAGGCUCGGCAGAAGCAACAAAAGAAAGCCUGCCCCAACUGUAACUCUGCCCUGGAGCUGAUUCCUUGCCGAGGACACAGCGGCUAUCCAGUCACAAACUUCUGGAGGCUUGAUGGAAAAGCAAUAUUUUUCCAGGCUAAAGGAGUCCAUGACCAUCCCCGGCCAGAAAGCAAACUGGAGGCAGAGGCAAGAAGAAGUGCAACUAAGAAGCAAAUGUCCUCUUAUCACCACUCCCAGAAAAAGAGAUCUCUAAAUUCAGAGGCAGGAAGGUACCCUGAAAGCAGUGGUUACACCAAUAACCUACAGAAUUUUCACUGCAUGGAUGGCCCAGAAAGAGUUGGUAUCUUCACAGACACCAAUUUUUCAAUUCCAGCCCAGUCUUACCCUUCACUGCAGAACACAGACCUCUACAAGGCACCUUACGACUCAGCCAGCUUCCAAGAGGACCAGCUAUCGCCAUACCCUAAAUGCCCAAAUCCAAGGAUCUACAUGCCCGUGCCAUGCAGCUAUGAGUUUGGAGUUCCUACCUUUGUAAGCUCAAGCCCUUACCCAACAUUUUACAAAGAUCUGCCCAGUCCUGCCAUUGAUGCAGAACCCCUCAGUCUGAACGGGCCUCACUACAACGCUGUGACCACCCAUGACAAAGGCUUUGACAACCCUGGCAGACAUUACGGACUGAAACCAGCGUGGGGGAAAACCGGCAGCGGAGACCGGAGUGACUACGGGCAGAUGGCCACAAGUGCUCCCCACACUUACUGCAGUGGGGACUGUGCCUGCAGGUACAGCCCCAGCCCCGCUCCCAUGGCCCCGCCGCUGCAGACCGUCAUCACCACCACCACCAAGGUGUCCUACCAGGCCUACAAGCCACCCGCGCUGAAGUACAGCGACAACCUCUGCGACAUGAAAAACAUCCAGAGCUACACCCACGUGGCAGAAAACAUCUCCUCAGGUGCUGUCUAUUCAGGGAUGAAGAUUCAGGAAGACUUUGGGAUGAUAAAGUCAGCGUUGCUCUACCAGCAUGACUCCAUCCCCACAAAAUCCAAACCAGCUGAGGGCAUGGAGAGCUAUCGGUAUGGGUUCCCUCUGGGGAGCAGCUUUGCCGAGCAUGAAGGCCAGGCCCUAAGGUUUGAGAGUGCUGAGUAUUGACUAAAUGGUGCCUAAAUGGCAAAUACCUGCAGAUGGGAGAAUAGAUUAUUGUGCUGACUAUGUGAGUGCCAAGCCAAGUGGUUUGGGAUUUGAGGAGAAAUAAAGAAGCAAAACACCAAGACUGCUUUUUCCCAAAGGCAUCUUUUCUGGAGCUGUGUGCUGAGUGAAUUAUAUUUUGCAUCUAAUUUCAAAGAAACCCCACUCAAUCUCUAAAAUGGCACAAGGAACUGAGCCCAAAACACACCUCGGAGAAGGUAAUAUGGAGGCACAGCUCCUCUGGAAGUCAGCAGCCUCCUCUGACAGCAAGUGCAAUCCACUUAGAGCUACAACUCCUGCCUCAAGCUUUGAGAGAAAAUGCCCCAUCUGUAAGAAAGAAAAGACUAAUCAGGUAAUGGAAAUAAAUGAAGGAAGGUGGCUCUAGAUUAUAGUCAACAGAAGGAAAUGUCAGGGAAAGAAAGAAACAACAUAAAUGUGAAAGCAAGACGAUUUGCAGAAUAAUUCACCUGAAUGUUUCAUUCACCUGCCAUGAUCCUUUUGAUGAAUGGAAAGAUCAACUAAGUUUCUCUGAAAUGAGAAAUGAAAAACCUGAAACCUGAGAAAUGAAGUUUGCUAAAUUCAUGUUGCUUUUUGAUCCCCUGUAUCAAGAGUAGAGACUACUCAGCCUUUCUGUGUAAGAAGGACAACCCAGCACAGCCACACCAGGAACUGAUGCCCCGAAACACUCCGCCUGGAGGCAGGAAGGCUCAGGCAACCUCUACCAAGCCUGCUCAGCAUCACAUGGCUGCCAGAGUUAACUUAUGUGGUCCUGAAAACCACUUACAGUGAAAUUGGUGUUUGCUUAAAGGGGCCUGGAAAGCUGGUGAGGCCAAUUGGUUACUGGUGCAGCAUUCUAUUGACCCAUGAAUACAACUGGUCCUGUCUAGGAAUGCAACAUCCCAGCUGCUUAGUACAGGUCAGUGUUGAAUAAACCUUUCCUGGCUGCCUCUCUGCACUCCAUCUCCAUCAGGUCUCUCUCUCUCUCCCAAAGGACUUUUUUUCUCUGUAAACAUAGCUCCCCAUGACAGCACUGCUUUGGAAAUUAAGCAACCAGCCAACAGAGAGGUUACAAAACAAAAUCUCCAAACUGAGCUAAUCAAUAAAUUGUAAAGAAAUGCAUUCCCAAAUUCAUCCCUAAAACAACUAAUUCUUCUUUAAUCUGGAAAGAAGAAAAACCAGAGCAGUGCAGGUUUAAAACUAAAGAUAUUUUGAAAGCUGCCUAGUAUUGGGGAAUAGAACCCUCACCCAAAAUGUGUGUGCCAAGCAAGGGAGCUAAGUAGACACGGGAUUGAUCAGGGUAAAAAAAAAAUUCUUUAGGUACUAUUGUUAUUGAGUUACCAAGUAUCUUUAACUUUUUGAACUCUUUUUUUUUUUUUACCUCUGUCUUAUGUAUAUUUUUGCUGUGUUUUGAGAAGCAGCAUACUACUGUAGUCUUUCAAUAAAUGUGAAAUCACAGUUAAAUCAAGGCACCAUGUAAAGGAAUGUGAGCAGCUGGUUAGUUAGAAUUAUAUGGUUCUAUGCACUGAAACUAUCAUUAAACUGGUAAACAAAUUGUAUUUUCAAAGAACAGUUAAACAGCUAUUUUAAAAUAGUUAUUUCUGAUGUAAUGUAUUUUCUUUCUUUUUAUAUUUUUAUGAAAACCAUGGUUUUUUAAGUGUGUUCAGUCUGAGAUGUCAAACUGAGCCCCACAGGAAUUUAGUUAAUAGCAUCCUGUUUCAGCAGUGGAUUGGUCAGCAUUUUAAAAAUUCAAGCCAGACAAGGAUGGAAUUCACAAAAAGACUAAAUUAAUUCACCUGCAGCAAGCUUACCUUAUCUUUUAGCUUUAGUGUACUUUCUGUAUAUCUCCCUUAGCUUUUGUUAAACUCUUAGGGUAAUUCUUCUAACAAGUAUUUUAAAUUACUGAUAAGAAGAGAUUCAGGUGAACAACAUCAAUUUGAUAAUUAGCCCACCUACUUUAAAACCUUUACUAAAGAAAAAAAAAAAAAGGUGGUUUGUGAGUUAUUACCCAGAAAGACUGAUGCAAAAUUUUAGAGUUUAUGAGUAUAUAACACUAUGCCUGUUUACAGAACUGGGUUUUCUCAGCUGUAUGCUAAAUCAUAUCGAGGCAUUUGAUGUGUAGAAUAAUAAUCAAGGCUUACAGUCCUGUAAGUUUAAAAGGGGGAAAAAGUAUAAGAGGGGAAUAAGGCAAAACAAAAUGACUAAAAAAGCUGGAAAGAUUCACUGCAGAUGGGAAAAUCAAGGAAAAUAUUCAAGCUGUAAAUUGCUCUAUUUUAUAGUGAUUUUAGAGGAGUUAGCUAACCACAAGUCAAGCACAAGUUAUUAAAAUACUACUAGCUAUUAAAACAGACAAGCUGUGGGGGUUGCAUACUGCUUACAUUACUGGUAUUAAAAUUGUCAUUAUAGUUGUAUGCUUAAAUUGUUAUGCUAUCCAAUUAAAUAUAGCUUUUAAAGCAGAACUUUGUACACCAGUAAAGAAAAUGCAGCCAAUUGUGUUUAGAUGUUACUUUUAGAGUGCGGAUUUAUUUUAUAAUAAACAUGACAGCUGUUUAAGCACAGUGGAAAGUUAU